Messenger RNA from Monascus purpureus, 2184 nucleotides. The record is from the annotation of a GenBank genome assembly. Lineage: Eukaryota; Fungi; Ascomycota; Eurotiomycetes; Eurotiales; Aspergillaceae.
AUGAAUUUGACGUGGGGGAUGGGAGUCGCCAGUCGGGGCAAGAUGCGUGGACUAUCGCUGCCGGUGCUGGGUGCUGAGCCGGCUGGGAUUCCUCCCAAACCGCAGCAGAAGGCCGUUUCCAGGGGCUCGAAGAGACCGCCGCAUGUGCAGACAUCCUUGUCGACAGCGGCCGCGUUGUUGGAACAGUCGACUGUUGCCUCUACUGUGCCGACAGCCACGACUUAUACUGCUCACCCCGUCGCAUCGGUCGCAUCGGCCGCAUCGGCCGCAUAUCCGACUCGACAACAAGGCUUCCCCGGGUCGUCGGGUUUAGGGGCCCCUGGGAGUGCAUGUUGGGUGCCUCAUACUCCCACCUCUACAUAUGUAAGUCCUUAUCAGCCGAUCGCCGGACUGGGACUCUCUUCGUAUCCGUGUAAAUACCAAUCCCCAUACUACCCUUUGCAUCAUCAGUCUGCGCAAGCAUCUACGGGCCUGGUUCCAGCGUCGAUGGAGCAGCAGCAUGCUGGUUCUGAGAUACAAGGAAGUCAAAAGGAGGCACUGGAGCAACGAAGGGGAUAUUAUGAGUCAGAUAAUUUCGCGUGGCCCUUUUCCCAUUCCCCGUCAUAUUCCCAGCUACUCCUGGCGCGGUCGGUUGGUCGCACACCACGCCUCAAAUAUCUGAUCAGCUACUAUGUUGAAGUGAUCGCGCCGGUGAUCAUAACUUUUGAUAGCCCGACAAAUCCAUUCCGCACUCAUAUUCUUCGCCUGGCCGAGGACAGCGAAGCGCUUCAGGAAGCCAUUGCAUCUCUGUCAGCCAGCAACCUGAGAGAAAGGAGAAACCGCAAAACGAUCUCCACUGGCAGAACACUUCCCUCGCGCAUGUCUUGCAUGGCGCAUCGUGCCUUGACCGAAGGAGCUUCGCAAGAUAACUCUGCAGCAUACAUACCCGAAGGCAUAGACCGCGAGGUACUUUACCAUCGUGGAAUGGCUGUCAAAGCGUUAAACGCAGACCUGGCAAACCCGAAGCGCAGGCUAUCAGAUUCCGUCUUGGCGACAUUGCUGGUUCUUUGUCUUUUCCACACCUGCGACACGGGCAUUGCCAAGUUCGAAACCCAGUUUGCCGGGGUGAAGAAACUACUCGCCCUACGCAUGCGCGGUGCCAAAACCGCAUCGGAUGAACUGAAGUGGUUCAUUCGCAUGUUCACCUGGUUCGAUACUAUGACAGCAGCGAUGAACGACCGUGAGGCCCUUCUGCAGGAUGCAUGUUUGGAUAUCGCCGCCGUCUCCGAUGGGGAGUGCCCGCUCGAGAACAUAGCCGGAUGCGAUGCCAAUCUCUUCCGACUGGUGGCACAAGUAGGGCGUCUGAAUCUGCGCAGCCAGAAUAAACCUGUCGGCACAUCUGCCCCGCGGGACAUGUUUAUGCCUACGGCACCACUUCCGCCUUCGAUGCUUCGAUUUUCGCCCGUCGCAAGCGCCGACAAUACGUCUGUCUCCGGUGCUGUUAACAACUAUGGGUUCUCCAUGCCCAGCCCACCAAUCUGUGAGGAAGCCGGCCAACAUUCCUUGGCAGCGUUCUGGGCAGAAUGGUUCUCCCUCCGCCAGAAGCUCGAGUCCUGGCAUUUCGACCCAUCGGUGUACUGCCAUUCCGUCACUCCCCUCUCCGCCACAUCCUCUGAAUACUUAUCCCCUCCAUCCUCACCAUGCUCGAGGUCCUGGAUCGCGCCCGAAAACUACCAGGAUAUCUUCCACAUCUCGGAAUCAUUUCGCCACUCGGCCAUCCUCUAUUGCGAACGCCUCGCAUAUCCCUCCUUACCCUCUAGUCAUCCGCGCUUCCAGAGCAUUGUCCACCUGGCCAUGCAGCAUAUCUCCGCCGUUCAGUCCGAUGUGUAUCUCCUCUGGCCCCUUUUUAUUGUGGGUUCCGAAUGCGUCGACGAGUCCCAUCGCAUGGCGAUCCGGAAUCGCUGCUGCGACAUUUCCAACGACUCGGGCUUCUCCAACAACCUAUCUUGUCUUGAGUUGUUGGAGAAGAUUUGGGCACAGGAAUUGGAUAGAUCUUCUGGUGCACCAGCUGGUUUGUUCUGGAAUAAUGCUAUGCCCGGUGGCUGGACUCCCCAGGGACAAUUAUCCGUGUACGGGAGGAGUGGGUUCCGAUGGCACGAUGUCAUGGCAGAGAAACGAGGGGAUGGGGAAUACAUGGUUGUUUGA